This is a messenger RNA of Eruca vesicaria subsp. sativa (arugula), 504 nucleotides long. The record is from the annotation of a GenBank genome assembly. NCBI's taxonomy places the organism in Eukaryota, Viridiplantae, Streptophyta, Magnoliopsida, Brassicales, Brassicaceae.
AUGACUUGGCUCUUCUCGCUGAGUCGUUUCCUGGUUUCAAGGAUAUUGUCUUGCUUUGUUGUGAAGGUUUUGGGACUAGUGGUAUUCGCUCUUGUUGCCAACAAGUGCAAAAAAGUAAGAGUACUUGAUCUGAUCGAGUCUGAAGUGGCUGAUGACGAGGUGGAUUGGAUCUCUUGUUUUCCCGAGGGUGAAACCACACAUCUAGAGUCUCUUUGUUUUGACUGUGUGGAGUCACCUAUCAAUUUCAAGGCCUUGGAGGGGAUUGUGCUUAGGUCUCCCUUCUUGAAGAAGCUUAGAACCAACAGACUUGUAAGCUCUGUUAUCCGGGUGAUAAGUGAUGUCUUUUCAGAGUUGAAGGAACACGAGAAGAAGAUCACUGAGAUACUAGAAGAGGAGGAGGCAAGCUUUUGCAAGAGCUUCGAAAAGGGUAUUGAGAAGUUUCAGAAAGCUGCUCAAUUGGGUCAGGAGAAUACUCUGAGUGGGGAGAGACAUGCAUCUAAAUAG